Molecule: messenger RNA, 1194 nt
Organism: Sphenostylis stenocarpa
Lineage: Eukaryota; Viridiplantae; Streptophyta; Magnoliopsida; Fabales; Fabaceae
Source: the annotation of a GenBank genome assembly
AUGAAGCCUAAGCAGCAUGAAGGGUCCCUUGGUGCUGCAAAAUUCUUCAUUACUCAAUCAACCUUGUUCAACAUAUUCUCUCAUGUUCUGGCAUUUGCUUCUGGUUUGCUCAUUGGAAUCACCAUCAUCACUUUCUCUCUCAAAAACUUGUCCCUCAACUUUCAAUUCCAUCAACUUUUCCUUCCAUCUUUGUCUCCUCCUCCAUUUUCUUCUCCCAUCUCAACUUUACUUAACCAGACCAAUAUCACCAUCUUCACCCCAAAUGAGUUAAGGGGUUUCUCGAAGCCAACCAAAGCUAUGCCUGACAUGACAGAGGAAGAGUUGCUGUGGAGAGCUUCCAUGGUUCCUAGGAUUAAGGAAUCGCCUUACAAACAGGCCCCAAAGGUUGCAUUUAUGUUUUUGACAAAAGGGCCUGUCCUUUUGCGUCCAUUGUGGGAGAGAUUCUUCAAAGGAAAUGAAGGAUUCUAUUCUAUCUAUGUCCAUUCCCAUCCUUCUUUCAAUGACACAGUCCCUCAAAGUUCAGUGUUUCAUGGCCGCAGAAUCCCAAGCAAGGAGGUAAGGUGGGGUGAGUUCAACAUUGUAGGGGCAGAGAGGCGUCUACUGGCGAAUGCACUGCUAGACUUCUCCAACCAACGUUUUGUUCUUCUCUCAGAAUCAUGCAUUCCUUUGUUCAACUUCUCAACCAUAUACACCUACCUCAUCAACUCAACCGAGACCUUUGUGGAAGCCUAUGACUUGCCAGGUGCAGUGGGGAGGGGAAGGUACAGCCCCAAGAUGAGGCCACUGGUUAGGCUUUCUCAGUGGAGAAAAGGGUCCCAAUGGUUCCAAAUAGACCGUGCCCUUGCCACUGAGAUAGUAUCUGACCAGCAAUACUUCCCCUUGUUCAACAAACAUUGCAGGAAUGGAUGUUAUGGUGAUGAACACUACUUGCCAACUUUUGUUGGUAUCAAGUUUUGGCGGAGUAACUCCAACAGAACUUUGACAUGGGUUGAUUGGUCCAAGGGUGGACCCCAUCCAGCAAGGUUUAUGAGAAGGGAUGUAACCGUGGAUUUUCUCAAGAGGCUCAGGGAUGGAAGCACAUGCCACUACAAUGGGAAGACCACCAAUAUUUGCUACCUGUUUGCAAGAAAGUUCAUGCCUCAUGCUUUAGAUAGAUUGCUGAGGUUUGCUCCACAGAUAAUGCACUUCAAUUGA